UGGCUUUUUCUUGUCUUUUGGCAGAAUAAUCACAUGAAGCCAGGCACUCUCUCUUACAGAAUAAUAUGGGUACCCUCCAUAAUAACUUAUAUUAUAUUUCUUGGCUUUAGCUAUUCUAACAUCCCUUGUUUUCUUCCUUGUACUGUCUGAAACCUUUGAAAGUUAGCUGUUUGCUUCUACUUUGUUAUAGAAGCAAAAAAAACCUUCCAAUAUAGCCUCACUGCUCUAUUUUUUCUAUUAUGCAAAUGAUACCCGGUGACCCCUUUUCACUAUCCACUUCCAUUGGAGGACUUUCCAAUGAACAAAACACAAACGCAAACUCAAACCCUAACCCUAAUCCCCCUCCACUCACCAAGAAGAAGAGAAAUCUACCAGGAACACCAGAUCCAGAUGCGGAGGUUAUUGCUCUCUCGCCGAAGACUCUCAUGGCCACGAACCGUUUUGUCUGCGAAAUAUGCAACAAAGGGUUUCAGAGGGACCAGAAUCUUCAGCUUCAUAGGAGGGGUCACAACCUUCCAUGGAAGCUACGACAGAGGUCAAACAAAGAGGUUCGAAAGAAGGUUUAUAUCUGUCCAGAGAAAACAUGUGUCCACCACGACGCUGCAAGGGCUCUCGGCGACCUCACCGGAAUAAAGAAACAUUACAGCAGAAAACACGGUGAGAAAAAGUGGAAGUGUGAAAAGUGCUCCAAAAAAUACGCAGUUCAAUCUGAUUGGAAAGCUCACACCAAAACCUGUGGCACCAGAGAGUAUAAGUGUGAUUGUGGCACUCUCUUUUCCAGGAAGGACAGUUUUAUUACUCACAGGGCCUUCUGCGAUGCCUUGGCUGAAGAGAAUUCGAGACUCACCUCAGUUGCUACAAGUAGUCUAAAUUUUAAGAGCGAAGAUGUGAUGAACGCACAGGGUGGUUUGUCGUCAUGUGGAUUAAUCACCGGUCAGGGAAUGCAAAAUGUUCCACAAUUUGGUUCGCAUAUAUUCCACCAAAGACCAAACUUGUCACUGUGGUUGAACCAGGGAAAUCACCACAUGAACAAUCCACUUGAUGUGGCAUCAUCAAGUUCUUCAGGUUUGCCUGAGGGAUUGCAAAUGGCACAAGCUAAUAAUACCAUGCUUGGUUCUUCUUCAAUAUUCUCCAAUUUUGGAAUGCCACCUUCUAAUUCAACUAAUCCAAACCUUUCCUUAUCUCCACUAAUGGGGAAAAAGGGAGAGGGUGGAGCUUCAGAUUUGACAACCCUUUAUUCCGAGAGUCAAAGCAAUAAUUCAAACUCAGCUUCACCGAUGUCAGCCACUGCUCUUUUGCAAAAAGCAGCACAGAUGGGUUCCACCAGAAGCACCAAGCCUUCAAUUUUCAGUGGCAGUUUUGGAGUUAUGAGUUCAUCUUCCACCCAAACCACUACUCUCAAUAGCAAUACCGCAAGCCAAAACUGUGACCAACUUGACGAAGCCUUUCAAAACAUGAACCAACAUGAGAAUUUCAAUGCAACAAGCAGUGGCUCAACUAUGUUGGGUAGCUCCACUAACUUCAGCUCAUUGACGCAUUCAUCAAACGGUUUUGACGAGUUUAUGAUGCAAAACAAUAUGAAGCUCCACCACCCUGGCUCAAACACAGUGGAACAUAACUUGACAAGAGAUUUUCUUGGCGUGAGUGGAAGUGGAGGUGGACAUCAUCCAUUCCUACCGCAAGAGUUGGCAAAGUUUGCUUCGUUAGGCUCAUCAAUGGGUUUGAACCAAUUCACUGCAGGCCAUCAAUGAAGCCCUUUCUGAUCACUAUAACUCAUAUCAUGACAUAUCUAGUGGUCCCAAUGAGACUGUGGAAAAUAACACUGAUCAGUUAUUCGAAAGUUGGUGAUGCUUCAAGUUAGAGCGAGUUGGUGAUCAGAAAAUGGUUCUUUGUGUUGUCAGAGCUAGGUUGGGAGGGUAGAAGGGACCCACUGCAUGUUUGAGAUGAAAGAAGGAACAGCUAUUUCCCCGAGAAGUGCAUGUUCUCCAAGUAGUAGUUGUUGUUCGUUUGUCUUCUGUUUUAACCUUGUUAUCGUUUUUGGCUUCUCUUACUUGAGAGAAGUGAAAGAUAUAAAGUAAUAAAAAAAACAUCUAAAAAAUAAA
Molecule: messenger RNA, 2102 nt
Organism: Cajanus cajan (pigeon pea)
Lineage: Eukaryota; Viridiplantae; Streptophyta; Magnoliopsida; Fabales; Fabaceae
Gene: JKD
Product: C2H2-like zinc finger protein
Cellular component (GO): nucleus
Molecular function (GO): DNA-binding transcription factor activity
Source: RefSeq, a predicted model, not a curated record